AUGGAUCGUCAGAACAAAAAAACUGUAUCCGCAUCUCAACCGAAGUCGGAAAAGCAAGACGGCCAGGAAGAGCUCGAUUACGACAGUGAGGAUUUAAUGAUAGAGUUUAUCAAAGUGGAAUGUGGCAGGAACCCUGAUGCUGAUCCAUUUAUUAGUAAUGUUGACAUCGAAGAGGAUGAAAUAAUAAGUGACCAAGUAAUUCAGCAAGUGAAUGUGCGUACAAAAAGGCAAAAAAUGUCUCAUAAAACAAAACACAAUUGUGGUGAUACGUCUGGAAGAGAUCGUAAAGUACCAUCAGCUAGAAAUCAAGCGAUAGCGACAUCGUUAAAAUCUAAACCCGUUAAUACAUCAGAGCCGGCAACCACUUUCACCGAAGGAUCGGCAGCAGAACAAUCGGUGACUAGUUUAUUCGCUAGGACAGAAGAAAGGCUUACCGGUAUAGAAUUUAGUCUAGUAGAAAUAAACAGCAAAUUAGAUGUACUUGGUGACCAAUUCCAAUCCUUACUGGAAAGCGUUACUACUCCACCAGAAAAGAAACGCACAAUUAUUGACAUAGGUUUUGACAAAAUCGACAAUUUAGAGCAGUUGGAAACAUUCAACGAAGAUCUUUCCCAGCUAGAAUAUAAAGAGAAGAUAAUGCAAUGGCUAGAGGGCAAUAUAAUUGAGGAAAGAAGCGAAUACCGAAUGACCGAUGCGUUGGACAUGCUGUUCACGCGAAGAUUUUUAACUUUAUGUAGCUGGACCGGCAUCGGUAAAGGCACGCAAAAGAUAGCAAUGAUGCAGAUGACUAACGUCACGAAGCUGUUCCAACGCAUUGGAACGACAUUAACUGCCAUAGUAAACCACAAACGAGUUGCAGUUUUUUUCAUGAAAAAACUAAAAAAUGCUUCUAAGCGAGCUGUGGUUAAAGGUGUUCGUACCAAUUCAUCUCCUGCAUCAUCUUCAAAUAUGGAGUGUUAA
Anopheles marshallii is the source of this 960-nucleotide messenger RNA. RefSeq lists its product as uncharacterized. The record is from RefSeq and is a predicted model, not a curated record. The transcript has 3 exons. Lineage: Eukaryota; Metazoa; Arthropoda; Insecta; Diptera; Culicidae. Bases 1 to 960 code for a protein of 319 amino acids.